CAAGAGGGUUAUGGCUUGAAGACGGCCACAAGGACAAAAGACAGUAGCCACAUAAAUGAUGGAACACAACCCCAGAUAUUUAAGUGCUGCUUUUGGUCUUUCCAAAAUGUGAUUUGCUUCUUAAAAUCCAGAGUUUUUAAAGAAUUAGUUUGUUUCAAUGUCUUCUUCAUCAUGUUCUUUGUCACCUUCAUUAAGGUCAAGGCUAUUCAAUUCCUCUGCUACAAGGUUUCUUGUACCACCAGCAAGACUAAAUCAGUGCAGAAGCAGAUGUGAAAUGAACAGGAGAAGUUUUGCUUUCAGAGGAAUUCUGGCUUCUGGGGUUUCAAUCACGGGCUCUUCUUUAGCCACAGAGCCUACUCAAGGGAUGGAGAGAUUGCCAUUCAAGCCUGAGGGAUAUAAUUUUUGGACAUGGCGGGGUCACAAAAUACAUUAUGUGGUACAAGGAGAAGGGCUUCCUAUUGUUCUCAUUCAUGGUUUUGGUGCUUCUUCAUAUCAUUGGAGAUACAACAUACCUGAAUUGGCCAAAAAGUAUAAGGUUUAUGCAGUAGACUUGCUGGGGUUUGGAUGGAGUGAGAAAGCACUUAUUGAGUAUGAUGCCAUGGUGUGGAGGGAUCAAGUAGUGGAUUUCUUGAAGGAGAUAGUGAAAGAGCCAGCUGUUUUAGUAGGAAACAGCCUUGGAGGCUUUACUGCUUUGGUUGCAGCAGUGGGCUUUCCUGAUCAAGUUGUUGGGCUUGCACUACUAAAUUCUGCUGGUCAGUUUGGGAAUCCAAAUGAAAAAAUGGAUGAGCCUGAGGAAUCAAUCUUGCAGAAAUUUGUAUUGAAGCCCCUGAAGGAAGUUUUCCAGCGUGUAGUUCUUGGAUUUUUGUUUUGGCAAGCAAAGCAGCCAGCUCGCAUUGAAUCUGUUCUAAAGAGUGUUUAUAUAAAUACCUCUAAUGUAGACGACUACCUUGUGGAAUCAAUUACCAUGCCAGCAGCUGAUCCAAACGCUGGAGAAGUUUAUUAUAGAUUGAUGACUCGAUUCAUGCUGAAUCAAAGCAAGUACACGUUAAACAGUGCAUUGAGUGAACUUAGAUGCCCACUGCUAUUGCUCUGGGGUGACUUAGACCCAUGGGUAGGUCCUGCAAAGGCCAAUCGAAUCAAAGAGUUCUACCCAAAUUCAACUCUUGUAAACUUAAAGGCUGGUCACUGCCCGCACGAUGAAGUUCCAGAGCUUGUUAAUAAAUCCUUAAUGGAUUGGUUGUCAUCUCUAAAACCUGAAGCCUCCCUUCAGACAUUGUAAAAGUAACAAAUUUUGCAGCCCCAGUUCUAACAUCUGCUUCAAGCUAGUACUUGUAAUGUAAUUAUACUUUCAUUAAUCAAAGUUCCUGAUUAAAGCUGA
Messenger RNA from Populus trichocarpa (black cottonwood), 1378 nucleotides. RefSeq names its product pheophytinase, chloroplastic. Lineage: Eukaryota; Viridiplantae; Streptophyta; Magnoliopsida; Malpighiales; Salicaceae. The transcript is spliced from 7 exons. Gene Ontology annotation, molecular function: catalytic activity. Gene Ontology annotation, cellular component: chloroplast. The coding region runs from base 158 to 1279 and encodes 373 amino acids. The record is from RefSeq and is a predicted model, not a curated record.